GUGACCCGACUUCUCAAUGCCCAUGUGGAUUUAAUACCAAGACUGGGAGUUUCAUCAAUUACACACUUAUCGUACCACCGGGGGGGAAGGAAUCUACCUGCUGAGGAUGCUUCCGGCUCGGGGCCAGCUUCGUUUAACCAGGACAGGAACUCUCAUGUGAGAGGUCCCAUACAUCUCUGCCUUCAUUAUUCUAAAGGUUUCAAGCCUUGAAUUUCCCACCUGGUUUUGUGUCAAGGGUGCGCAUCGAAGCCGAUAGGGAGUUGGGAAGGUUGGAGCCAGCCAAUUGGAGGAGAGAGAUGUGGCUGAAGGUGCACUGGGGGCCUCUGGCUGUGCUGUCAAUCACUGCGCUGCUGUGGAAGGAAGCAGCUCCCAUCGAGGUCCCACUAGAUCCAAGGAUCCAGCAGGACUUGAAACAGCCCCCUACUAUCGUGAAGGAGUCGGCGAAGGACUACAUCGUCGACCCGCGAGAUAACAUCAUCAUCGAGUGUGAAGCCAAGGGGAACCCGGUGCCAACGUUUUGGUGGAGACGGAAUGGAAAAUUCUUUAAUCUGGAGAGGGUGGAGAAGGACUACCAUGUGUCCAUGCGGAAACGUUCGGGUACACUGGAGAUCAGCUUCAGGAACAAUGGAAAGCCCGAGGAUUUUGAGGGGGAAUACCAGUGCUUCGCCUUAAACGACUUUGGCAUCGCUAUAUCCAAUAAAAUACUGCUACGGGUGUCAAAGGCACCACUGUGGCCUAAGGAAAAUCUGGAGCCAGUUGCGGUCAGUGAAGGGUCACCACUUGUGCUGGCCUGUAACCCUCCUCCUGGUCUUCCUCCUCCCAAAACGUUCUGGAUAAACAGUGCUAUGAUGCCCAUAAAACAGGACAAGCGAGUAUCCAUGGGCCUGAACGGGGAUCUGUAUUUCUCCAACGUUUUAGCUACAGAUUCUAACACUGACUACAGCUGCAACGCCCGCUUUCUCUUCACAAACACCAUCCAGCAGAAGAAUCCCUUCACCCUCAAAGUGCAGACAAAGGAGCCUUAUAAUGAGACCCUGUCCUUUCUGAACGACACUUACGUGUAUGGUGCACGUAACAUCCCUGAAACGACACCUACCUUCCAGUCACCUUCGGGAACAACCAGCUCCAAGAUUGUGCUCCGUGGGGAAGAGCUGCUCCUGGAGUGUAUCGCUGCUGGAGUGCCUACUCCUGGAAUCAAGUGGUUUAAGAAAGGUGGGGAUUUGCCUGAGAAGAAGGUCAAACUGGAGAGCUAUAAUAAAACCCUACGUAUAGUGUCCGUCUCAGAGGAGGACUCUGGGGAAUACGUCUGUAUGGCUAGUAACAAGAUCGGCAGCAUUCGCCACUCCAUCUCCGUCCAGGUUAAAGCUGCCCCCUACUGGUUAAAUAAACCAUCUAAUCUGGUACUUGCGCCCAACGAGAACGGCCAGUUGGUGUGUCUAGCCAGUGGAAACCCCAAACCCAGCAUUCAGUGGCUUGUAAAUGGAGAGUCAAUUGAGAGUUCACCAGAAAACCCAAGCAGGCAAGUGGUCGGUGACUCAAUCAUCUUCACAUCUGUGCAAAUCGGCAGCAGUGCAGUGUACCAGUGCAAUGCCUCAAAUGAACACGGCUACUUGCUGGCCAAUGCUUUUGUCAGCAUACUUGACAUGGCUCCCCGGUUGCUAGGACCCAGGAACCAGCUGAUUAAGGUGAUCGAGAACCAUCCAACCUUCCUGAAUUGCCCCUUUUUUGGUUCACCUCUCCCAUACGUACGCUGGUUUAAAAAUGGCGUGAACAUCGCUUUGGAUGACAAAAGGUACAGUAUACAUGAUAACGGUACCCUGGAGAUCAAGCAAGCUCGGCCUGAAGACCAGGGGACGUACAAUUUCGUGGCAAGCAACAUAUUGGGAAAGGCGGAGGAUCAAGUCCGUCUGGAAGUCAAAGAACCAACACGGAUUGUCCGGGCUCCAGAGCACCUAUCUGUCAACCGAGGACGUGUUGCUCGCUUUGACUGCAAGGUUAAACAUGACCACACCCUUGCCAUCACUGUGACCUGGCUCAAAAAUUACAAGCCUUUGCAUUUUGGAUGGCUGAGCAAAUAUAAGAAGGAUGAAGAAUCGAUGUCCAUUACCAACGUCAACAGUGAGGAUGAGGGAACCUACACGUGUACGGUCACGACAGAGUUGGAUCAGGACUCCGCUUCCGCCCGCCUUACUGUUCAGGACAAUGGUUCCCUGUCUCCUUCAGUUACUAGUGCCUCUGCAGCCCGACCGGAUCCUCCUCAGGAUCUGGAGCUGUCUGACCUAUCAGCACGCUCUGUCCGCCUCACCUGGGUCCCUGGUAAUGAAAACAACAGUCCGGUUACAGAAUUCCUUGUUCAGUAUGAAGAGAACCGGUGGAAGCCUGGCGAAUGGCAAAAUCUGUCCAGUUAUGCAGGGGAUCAGAAUUCUGUCAGCCUGAGUCUGUCACCCUUUAUAAACUACCAGUUCCGUGUGAUCGCUAUCAACAGUGUGGGCCAGAGCCAACCGAGUCCUCCAUCUGCCCGCUACCAGACCAGUGGCGCUCCCCCCUUUAUUUUUCCCAAUGGCCUUAAAGGGUGGGGCACCAAGAAAACCAACAUGGAGAUCACUUGGAAGCCUCUUCUAGAUACCGAAAGGAAUGGGCCUGAGCUACGAUACGUGGUCUCAUGGAGGAGGAAAGAUUCCCAGGAGGAAUGGAACAGUGUUACCACUACUAGCACAAAGCAUGAGGUCUCUAAUACUGAGACCUAUGUUCCUUAUGAAAUCAAGAUCCAGGCCGUCAACGACUUCGGACCAGGCCCACAAUCAAACAUAGUAAUCGGUUACUCAGGAGAGGACAGGCCGUCAGAAGCCCCGGACGAUCUCAGGGUGUCAAAAAUAAACAGCAGCAAAGUGAACGUGCACUGGAUCCCGGUCAAUCCCAGCUCCGUUAAUGGAGAAUUUAAAGAGUACAAGCUGUACUACUGGAGGGAGUCCAGUCUGGCGAAUGGCAUAAAGGUGAAUAAAGAGAAGCAAACCAAGAGUUUCUUCAGUGAUGUGGCUCAGAAUACUGGCCUCCUCACCGACCUCGUACCUUACAGCAAGUACAAGAUGUACAUGGUGGUGGCCAACAACAAAUACGAGGGGCCACACAGCAACAUCGCGGAGUUUCAGACCAAAGAAGGCGUGCCAGACGCUCCCAAGUUCUUCAAGAUCGUCCAGAGGAACACAGAAACCAUUCGUCUACAGUGGGACAAACCUGUAGAGCCGAAUGGCAUUGUGAUCGGGUAUACUCUUCAGUACAGGACAGUUAACGGGACACAAGUAGGAAGUCCACAGUUCCUGAAUUUCUUUCCCAACAAGACGGAUUAUACCAUACGUCUGCCCGAUCGCUUCACCCACUACAGGUUCAACCUGUCAGCUCGGACGCAGGUCGGCCCCGGUGAGGUGUUUUCCGUGGAGUCUCCUCAGUUCUCCAGUGACGACUUUAUAACUUCAGUGAUCGAUUCUACAGAUGCCUUGGUCUUUGCCACUCUUCUACCCCCCCUCUUCCCAACUACUAUCCCACCUACAACUAUUAGUACCUCCACAACUACCACCACUGCCCCUACUACUGCUGCUACCCCUACUACUGCUCCAACUACUACAACUACUACCUCCGGAGUUACAACCGCUCCCACCAAGCGGGUGGACAAGAACAUGCCGGUCCCGAAUAUAAAGAUCUGGAAUCUGACCGUGGAUCCUAACAGCGACUACGCUAACGUCAGCUGGAAGCACAACUUCCCGAUCCACAGCAGCGAGUUUGCGCUCGAGUUCACACUGGACAGUAACGGGUCUACGAAAACCGUGAUGUUCAAACAUGGACCCCCUAUUAAGUUGACUGGGCUGACAGCUGGGGCAAAGUACCGGCUACGUGUGUACACUCAUGAGCCCAGGGUCAGCAGCGAGUUUAUCGAUUUCGAGACCAGCGGAGCUUACAGUAACGAUCAUGCCGACAUUGCCACGCAGGGCUGGUUCAUCGGACUCAUGUGUGCCAUCGCGCUCCUCAUUCUCAUCCUGCUAAUCGUUUGCUUCAUUAAGAGAAGUCGAGGAGGGAAGUACGCAGUAAGAGAUAAAAAAGACUUACCUUUGGAUGCCGUCAAUCACAAAGACCAGGACGGAUCAUUUGAUUACCACAGCGACGAGGACAACAAGCCUCUGCAGGGAAGUCAGACAUCUCUGAACGGCAACGUCAAGGAAAGCGACGACAGCCUAGUGGACUACGGAGAGGGAGGAGACGGCCAGUUCAACGAAGACGGGUCCUUCAUCGGCCAGUACACUGUUAAAAAGGACAAGGAGGAGACUGAGGGGAACGAGAGCUCGGAGGCCACGUCGCCCGUCAACGCCAUCUAUUCCUUGGCGUAAAACCUGAGAGGAAGCAGUCCUGGGAAAGCAGAAACACAACCACUAUAUAUAAUAGAACAAUCCAGAACCACAAAUACACAUUGGCGUGCACGUGCCCGUCCGGAAAGCGGGGUGAGAAAAAACACCCCCUGGUUGACGGGAAUUCAGAACACAGACUUCAUUGUGCCUUUAGGGCAACGGGGCACAAGGAAGAUGACGAUUUUUUUGUGUGGCUUUUUUUAAUUUUUCCAAACCCUAAACCUGCUGUGUAGCUAGCAUCAAAGAAAACAAGCUGAGGUCUGGUGACUUAUCUAUAGUGGGUUGGCAUCAGCGUAUGCCAAAAAAUAUCCAUUUCUAUGCUAUACGAAUGCUGUAAUCAGUGCCGGCCCCUUGUCGCAGGCUGUGCCAUACAAAGCUAUGCACUAUGUAUUACCACACUACACUUUGGGUUGGUCAAAUUUCUCGUUUCGCAGAGAGUCACUGACAUGCUACACUUCCUGGCACCCGUGCCCUACUAGUGGACUUUUUUUUUUAAUUUGCUGCUUAUUUUUGCGAAUAUAUUUUUCAUCGGCUGCAACUAUUAUCACUGAUUAUAAUCAUGGUCCUUAUUCAAGCACCAGUACUAGUAAAUGAAAAAAAAAAAAUGAAGCAUGGCAGUUUUUUAGCGCAAGCGACAAUGGAGGGAUAAAACGACUAAGAUCAUUAGCUUAAGAAAACCAUAAUAAUUUAUUGAUUUUUAUAAUCGU
Messenger RNA from Trichomycterus rosablanca, 5104 nucleotides. RefSeq names its product neurofascin homolog (chicken) a (gene nfasca). The coding region runs from base 297 to 4379 and encodes 1360 amino acids. Gene Ontology annotation, biological process: brain development; axon guidance; cell-cell adhesion. Gene Ontology annotation, molecular function: cell-cell adhesion mediator activity. The transcript has 33 exons. Gene Ontology annotation, cellular component: plasma membrane; axon. Lineage: Eukaryota; Metazoa; Chordata; Actinopteri; Siluriformes; Trichomycteridae. The record is from RefSeq and is a predicted model, not a curated record.